This is a messenger RNA of Odontomachus brunneus, 2369 nucleotides long. RefSeq lists its product as uncharacterized. The transcript has 2 exons. Bases 173 to 2017 code for a protein of 614 amino acids. The record is from RefSeq and is a predicted model, not a curated record. NCBI's taxonomy places the organism in Eukaryota, Metazoa, Arthropoda, Insecta, Hymenoptera, Formicidae.
UCGGUGAAAGACGAGCAGCAGCGUAAUCAAGGCGACCGUCGGAGCUACGGCCUACGAUACUACGUUGUCAGCGACACCGGAGCCUACGGCGACUGCACCAGCGGCGACCGCGACCUGCCCAACGCCAUUGACCCAGUAACGAGUGACGACUUGCCGACUCACCCAAAACACGAUGAGCUACAGAAGAGCCGUGACAACAUUAUUGACACUCGUACUGAUAAAAAGUGCCAACCUCAGAGUAAAAGGAACAGAGACAAAGGCACCGUAUGAGAUCAUCAAAUUCACACAUACUCCUGGAGUGUAUUAUGACCUUCAAGGACAAUUACACCAAGUUGUCUCUACAUGGAAGGUAGUAAUCAGAAUAGACAUACAGGGAAUAGACAUUCGAGGUAACCAGAUACAAAAAUAUCUUAGAAACACACAAGAGGUAUGUAACCAACAAAAAGAACCGAGCAUUACGUGGGAACUGUGUGAAAAUUCACAAAAAAUUGUAAAAAAGGGGUUAGACCGCGUACAAAAUAUAACGGAACGAUUGCACAAUAUAUAUAAAAAUCCAAGAGAAAUAAAACGAGGAUUAGUAGAUGGAAUAGGAUCCUUAACAAAAUCACUAUUUGGAAUAAUGGAUGCGAAUGAUGAAAAAAUAAUAAACGAACAAUUAAGCUUAAUAGAAAACAAACAAGAGACGUUACAACAUGCAAUAGCAAACCAACUCAAAAUUAUUAAUACAACUAUCAAUCAUUUAGAUAAUUUAGAACAAACUUUGGAAACAAAUGAGCAAAUAUUAUGGAACACUAUUACACAGCUCUAUACAGAGGAAACAGGAAUCAUAUUACGCCAACAUAUAGAUGAACAUUUUACAAUACUUACUGCUUUACUUAAUGAUUUAAUACGUGACCAGAACGAUAUAGUAAAUUAUUUAGAUAACAUACAGCUAGGAAACUUACCUAUCAACCUAACACCCAUAAAUAGCAUCGUGUCUCAAUUACAAGAGGUAGCAAUACACUUACCAAAAGGAACAAGAUUUCCAUUCACGCCUAAAACAGAAAAUUGGUUGGAAAUAAAGAAAUUUCUCACAAUUAGUGCGUAUUACAAAAAUAAAAAUAUCUUUACUAUUUUAUACUUACCUCUUAUAACAUAUAAUACGUACGAAAUAGUACACAUACAUCCUUUCCCGGUUUACAGCCAUGAUAACAUUUUCGCUUUAACUAGCAUUGCAUACACACAAGUAGCUAUUAACCAGGAAACAAACACAUAUUUACUAUUACAAGAAAACGAAUUAACACAUUGUAUAAAAAUUAAUAAUCAAUAUAUUUGUCCGCAACAAAAUGCGAUAUAUAGAAUUAACGAAGAAACACCUUGUGAAAUCCAGAUGUAUACGACAUUACAAAAUAUGAAAAACUGCCAUUUAAAAUACAUUAUAGCUAACCAUACCUUCGUAAUAGCAUUAACGCGAAAGAAUACAUGGUUAUAUUCCACCAAUAGUGAGCAAACCAUCCAUAUUCAAUGCAAAGAAAAAACAUUUUAUGAGAAAAUAAGCAAAACAGGAAUUAUACACAUUAAGGAUCAAUGUAAAGUAAUAAUUGAAGACAAGAUUUUACAAGCACAAGGUAUAAUAAGGAGCACAUUAAUACAAACGCACAUACCUGAAUAUAAUAUAACAUUAGAACAAAAAAAUUUAAACGUGAUAAAAAACAAAAACGAAAUCCUACACGUAAAACCAAAUAAAAUAAUACACAACCCAUCAGAGUUGGUAGAAUUAAGUAACAGAAUAACACAAACAUAUAGAAAUUUAGAAAACAACUCAAACUCGUUUCUACAUUAUAAAAAUAUUAUGUACACAACAGCACCGAGCGGAGUAACUAUAGUCAUAGUGAUUAUAAUUGCGAUAAUUGUAAUAAAGAAAAUUAAAAAUGGAAAAAACUCACCAAUCGUAAUAGAACGUAGCAAUAAACGAAAUAUCAGAACACAACCUAAACCAAUAUUAAAACGUAGACAUAGCCUACAUGUACAGUUGUAAGUAAGAAAAACGAUUAUAACUAUUAUUGUAACGGAAAAACAAAAAAUGAUAAAAAUUGUAAAGCGUUAUAAUUUAAGGCGAAAACGUCGUUCCAGACCUUCCGUUUUCUUGCUCCAUGGGGGGAGGAAUGUUAUAAUCGUUAGUAUUAUUCUUAGCGUUGCCGAAACGUUUCGUAAGAAACCGCUUCGACAGCGCUACAACACUAUUAUGAUUGCGCAAGUGCUACGCUAAGCGUCGCCUUGAAAAUAUAUCGCAACAUAUUGGGGACAGGUCAGCAGUAAAUGUAACAACUUUACAGUUGUCCAAACACCCCCGUCUACGACCUAAUUAUAGAUUAUAAAAAGACCAGAGA